UAAUCUAAAUUUAAAUUUCAUUGGCUAAGAAAUGGAUUAAGAAAUUGGCUAAUCAAAAGAGUUGGGGUUAUUUUAAACAAGAAAAGAUUAUCGUCUGAUGCACUUUAACAAAUGGUGUUUUUAGUGAAGCUUUUCAUUUUUAAUUUCCAACAAUUUCAAUUUUAAAUUAUUCUAGUGUUGACUUGAUUUCAAUUUUAAUCACUUUUGCUCUAAACAUGUUCAAGAUGGUGGAACCUUACCCGCUACUAGCCGCUGGAAUCGCCGUUGCUAUCUCUGUGUUUACUAUAACCCUUAUAUACGGUUUUUCAUGGGGAAUUCCCAGGCAUACUACUACAGGAAUCAGAUUACGAUUGUUUGGUAUGGCCGGUUCAGCACUUCUUUCGACGUUAUUUCUUCAUUUAGGUGGUUUUAUUACGGCUUGUGAACUGAUUCCUAGCAUUGAAUACUCAUUUGAGCUGUUCCUUGAAACUAUGUUGCUUCCCCUUGGGAUAACUAUAAUACUUUUAACUGGGCCUAUUGUUGAUCGAGCCAUGAGCAAAUCUGUUUUCACUGCACCUUCACACUAUCAGGUUCACGAAAAGUUUCGCAGUUACAUCGCUGCUCCAGUAAUUGAGGAAUAUUUGUAUCGAUUUUUGCUGUCAUCGCUAUUGCUUAAAAGUUUCUCGGUUGAGUACACAAUUUUGAUACAAGCGAUUCUUUUCUCGCUCAGCCAUGCUCAUCAUCAUUAUAUGGCACUGUUACGGAGUGGCUCAUGUGACUGGUCUCAAUUGGGCGUCCACACACUAUCAACCUUCCUCUUUGGAUUGUAUUCCGGCUUUCUUUACGUUAGGUGUAAAUCAAUAGUCUGUUUGUCAUUGAUUCAUGGCUUCUGUAACUGGAUAAAUGUACCUAGAUUUAGUCGACUCUGGUCUAAAUUCUAUAAGACCUUUGCAACCUUUUUUGGCCUGAUGUCUGCAACGGUUCUUUUAUAUUUUUUCGGAAAUGAUUACACUCGAUAUCGCGCUUUGAUUCCAUGUAAAUAGUUCAAUAUCACACCAUGAAUUUUCAUUAUACCAGACGAAGCUUGUCGCAAUAUUUCUUACACUUAUCAAUAGCUUCACAUUGACCUCUGACUUUUUAAUUAUUGAUUUUUAUAAUGAUCUAUGACAUUGAAACAAUCUGAAACUUAAUAAAUUUAAAUUAGUUGAAAAAA
This is a messenger RNA of Tetranychus urticae (two-spotted spider mite), 1192 nucleotides long. RefSeq names its product CAAX prenyl protease 2. Lineage: Eukaryota; Metazoa; Arthropoda; Arachnida; Trombidiformes; Tetranychidae. Gene Ontology annotation, molecular function: metalloendopeptidase activity. Gene Ontology annotation, cellular component: endoplasmic reticulum membrane. Gene Ontology annotation, biological process: CAAX-box protein processing. The record is from RefSeq and is a predicted model, not a curated record.